CCUUCCGCUCAACAAGAUGGUAGACAAGCAUGGACAGUUGUAUGUGGUGCUUUUUGCGCUACACUUUGUACUUUUGGAUCUACCACGGGGUUUGGGGUCUUUCAAGCGUAUUACGAAUCGGAUUUAUUAAAAACACAUUCAGCUUCACAGAUUGGUUGGAUCGCCGGUAUACAAUAUUGUCUAUUAUUUCUACUUGGUUUACCCACAGGAUUACUACAUGAUAGAGGUUAUACGAGAUACAUGAUCGUGAUUGGUUCAGUCAUAGCUGUCAUCGCACAACUUUGUGUUGGUUGGUGUACACAAUAUUGGCAAUUUAUAUUGGUACAAGGAAUCAUCUUUGCGACUGGUACAGGUUUGGUUUUCAAUCCUGUAUGUGCUUCUGUACCUGCUUGGUUUGACAAUCGUCGAAAUAUGGCACUUGGAGUCAUGGCGAUGGGUUCGGGAUUAGGUGGAUCUGUUUAUUCAAUCAUGGCAGCUUCACUUUUAGAUAAAGUCGGUUUCCCAUGGACAUGUAGAGCAUUAGCAUUACUCAUGCUUUGUCUUUUGUCAGUUUGUUGUCUUCUCGUUCGGCCAUUUCCUCGUCGACCUCCACCUCCAACACCUUCCACAAUCGAGAUACUUGUUAAACAGCAAUCUUGGAUUCAAAGGAAUUUACCUUACAUAUUACUCAAUAUUGGAACUUUCUUAGCUUCCGCGGGGGUUUAUUUACCUGUCAAUUAUGCCAAUGCCUAUGUGGAUAGAUUAGGUUUGACGGAUCCUUCUUUAAGACAGUACCUCGUAGCAAUCAUCAAUGGUACCUCCCUAAUCGGUCGACUCUCAGCGGGACAUAUAGCCGAUUUAAUAGGUCCAAUCAUCGUCAUGGCAGCCGGGGUAGCAGCAUGUGGUAUCAUGUGUUUCUUCUGGACCAAAUGUUUGACCCCGGCAGCUAUCAUUGUGUUUGCUGUCGUUUACGGUAUCGUUCAAGGUGCCUACGUUGCCUUACUUCCAGCUGGAGCGGCUCAUAUCCGAUCUCGAAAAUUGGGUCGAUCAAUAGGAAUCACAUUCAGUAUAUGUAGCAUCUCAAUCCUCGUCUCACCUUCCAUUUUCGGCGCUAUCAUAUCC
Tremella mesenterica DSM 1558 is the source of this 1101-nucleotide messenger RNA. RefSeq lists its product as uncharacterized. Lineage: Eukaryota; Fungi; Basidiomycota; Tremellomycetes; Tremellales; Tremellaceae. The record is from RefSeq and is a predicted model, not a curated record. Gene Ontology annotation, cellular component: fungal-type vacuole membrane. Gene Ontology annotation, biological process: transmembrane transport. Gene Ontology annotation, molecular function: transmembrane transporter activity. The transcript is spliced from 8 exons. The annotation marks the transcript as partial.